UGGGCAUAUUCGUUUCUGGGCUCUCGUGACGAGUUAGCGUGUAUCUCGUCGUUAGUUCGAUUAUCGCAGUAAGCUUCGAAAAAGACCAAAAAGCUACCGAGCAACAUGAGGGAAAUCGUCCACAUUCAAGCUGGCCAGUGCGGUAACCAAAUUGGCGCAAAGUUUUGGGAAAUUAUCAGUGACGAGCAUGGUAUCGACCCAACCGGUACUUACCACGGUGACUCCGACCUUCAAUUGGAGAGAAUCAACGUAUACUACAAUGAAGCGUCCGGUGGUAAAUAUGUACCACGUGCCAUCCUCGUCGAUUUGGAGCCAGGCACGAUGGAUUCCGUUCGCUCGGGACCUUUCGGACAAAUAUUCAGACCAGACAACUUCGUAUUUGGGCAGUCCGGAGCUGGUAACAACUGGGCGAAAGGUCAUUACACCGAGGGCGCCGAGCUGGUAGACUCGGUCCUCGAUGUAGUCAGAAAAGAAGCCGAAAGCUGCGAUUGCUUGCAAGGUUUCCAACUGACUCACUCUUUGGGCGGUGGUACUGGAUCCGGCAUGGGAACGCUGCUCAUUUCGAAAAUUCGCGAAGAAUACCCCGAUAGAAUCAUGAACACAUACUCGGUUGUACCGUCUCCCAAGGUAUCAGAUACCGUCGUGGAACCGUAUAACGCAACACUUUCCGUACAUCAACUGGUAGAGAACACGGAUGAAACUUACUGUAUCGACAACGAGGCCCUUUACGAUAUUUGCUUCCGCACUCUGAAAUUAUCUACACCCACCUACGGUGAUUUGAAUCAUCUCGUCUCCCUCACGAUGUCCGGUGUCACCACUUGCUUAAGGUUCCCUGGCCAGUUGAACGCUGAUCUGAGGAAACUCGCCGUAAAUAUGGUACCGUUCCCCCGUCUCCAUUUCUUCAUGCCAGGAUUCGCACCACUCACCUCCCGUGGCAGCCAACAAUACAGAGCUCUCUCUGUACCCGAACUCACUCAACAGAUGUUCGAUGCAAAGAACAUGAUGGCGGCAUGCGAUCCCAGACAUGGAAGAUACCUCACAGUAGCAGCAAUUUUCCGCGGCAGAAUGUCGAUGAAGGAAGUCGACGAGCAAAUGCUCAACAUUCAAAACAAGAACAGCUCCUACUUCGUCGAAUGGAUCCCCAACAACGUGAAGACAGCCGUCUGCGACAUCCCACCUCGCGGCUUGAAGAUGUCCGCCACCUUUAUCGGCAACUCGACAGCUAUCCAGGAGCUGUUCAAGAGAAUCUCCGAACAAUUUACCGCUAUGUUCAGGAGAAAAGCUUUCCUUCACUGGUACACCGGCGAGGGUAUGGACGAGAUGGAAUUCACCGAAGCCGAGUCGAACAUGAACGAUCUGGUUUCGGAGUACCAGCAAUACCAAGAAGCCACCGCGGACGAGGAUGCGGAAUUCGACGAGGAACAGGAAGCGGAAGUCGACGAAAAUUAAACACGUACUCCCUACUUUACUCUACUC
Molecule: messenger RNA, 1476 nt
Organism: Bombus pyrosoma
Lineage: Eukaryota; Metazoa; Arthropoda; Insecta; Hymenoptera; Apidae
Product: tubulin beta-1 chain
Exons: 2
Coding region: 106-1449 (447 amino acids)
Biological process (GO): microtubule cytoskeleton organization; mitotic cell cycle
Cellular component (GO): microtubule; cytoplasm
Molecular function (GO): GTPase activity; structural constituent of cytoskeleton; GTP binding
Source: RefSeq, a predicted model, not a curated record